Molecule: messenger RNA, 623 nt
Organism: Colletotrichum acutatum
Lineage: Eukaryota; Fungi; Ascomycota; Sordariomycetes; Glomerellales; Glomerellaceae
Exons: 1
Coding region: 168-554 (128 amino acids)
Source: RefSeq, a predicted model, not a curated record
GAAAGCGAUUCGAUGCGAAGGAUGUAUGAGAUAUUUUCUGCUGCAAAAUAUACAAUUGCAUUGGUGUCCGGAUAACUGAAGCUGACCAAAACUGCAGAUGUUAGGAUUCGUUGAGAGAAGUAGAGCAGCCCUCGACAAGAAGGAGAAAGUUGUUGCGAGUAAGGGGGAUGAGACGAAAGACGCUGAGAGUAGUCUCGCUGCCGAAAAUUCUAUCUCUAAUCAGAGUGAUGUGCCAAGCGAUAUCGCGGACGGCAGAGGCAAUUCUCGUGGAAACUCCGGAAGGGGUCGCGGCGGAGGCAGGGGAGGCCAAGGCAAAGGAGGCCGUGGCGGAAUUACACGGGGAGGCUCUCGCAGUAGGUCAAGGGGGAGCGCUCGCAGAAAUGCGAGUGGAGGCCGCGGCGGAAGCUCGGAGAGAGGCUCUCACGGAGACUAGAAGAGAACUUUCGGCCAAGAGCCCAGCUGGCGAAGCCGCAAAAGUUCUGGCUACAGCUCGUGGGCGAAGAAACUCCAAGCCAGGCAAACCAGUUCACAAUAGACAUUUAAGUAACGAAUAAUCAUGAGUAGCAUUCUGACAGGCCUAGUUCACCUAGUGACUGCUCACUUGCAAUUGGAUUACGGUUGGC